Molecule: messenger RNA, 1895 nt
Organism: Topomyia yanbarensis
Lineage: Eukaryota; Metazoa; Arthropoda; Insecta; Diptera; Culicidae
Product: dnaJ homolog subfamily C member 21
Exons: 2
Coding region: 161-1756 (531 amino acids)
Cellular component (GO): cytoplasm
Molecular function (GO): nucleic acid binding; zinc ion binding
Source: RefSeq, a predicted model, not a curated record
AUGAAGAGAAAAACCAAAUAAAAACAAACGCACGUUUACUCCGUUUGCCAGACAGCGCCUCUUCUUGUUCCACUUUUCGCGUCCAGUCUUGCAAUACGGAAGUUGCCAAAACUUUCGUAACUUUCGGAUAUUAAUCAAUCCCCAACUCUUUCGUGUCGGAAUGAAGUGUCACUAUGAAGUUCUCGGUGUCGCUCGAACUGCUGAAGACGACGAGAUUAAGAAGGCAUAUCGAAAAUUAGCUCUCCGCUGGCAUCCGGAUAAAAACUUGGACAACUCGGAGGAAGCGAAUCAGCAGUUUUUGUUGGUGCAGGCAGCCUACGAUGUGCUUUCGGAUUUACAAGAACGAGCCUGGUACGAUAACCACCGAGAGCAAAUCCUACGCGGUGGUCACACGAAUUACGAAGACAAUUCGAUAGAUUUAUUCCAGUACUUCACAACUGCUUGCUAUAAGGGUUUUAGCGAUGAUUCCGGAGGAUUUUAUGCCGUUUACGGUGAAGUGUUCCACACGGUUGCUUCCGAGGAAAUCGAGUUUCUUGACAAUGAGCAAGAUUUUGAGGCAAUACCAAAGUUUGGAAAUUCCAGAAGCGAUUUUGAAACAGAAGUUCGACUGUUUUAUGGUUAUUGGGAGGGUUUUUGCACGAAAAAAAGUUAUGCAUGGCUAAACCCACACAACAUUAGUGAAAUUAGGGACCGACGGAUUCUCAAAGUUAUUGAGAAAGAAAACAAAAAAGUACAGCAAAAGGCUAGAAAGGAAAGGAAUGAAGAGAUCCGGUCGCUGGUGUUGUUUGUCAAAAAGCGCGAUAAACGUGUGCAGGCUUAUAAAAAACUGCUGGAGGAAAGGGCAGAACAAAAUAGACUAAAGUCUCAGCAAAACCGUUUGGACCAAAUUCGACGAAAGCAGAAAGAGAUUGAAGAACAGCAGAAAAAUUCAUCUAACGUGUUCAAUGAGGCAUAUGAAGAGCAGUUACGGAAGCUUGAAGCUUCUUACGCGGAUGUGUCGGAAGAGUCAAGCGAAGAGGCGGAUGAAGCGGUUCAAUCGGUUGGAAGUGCAAUGGCUGGACUUGUAAUAGGACAAGACGAGAAUGGUGAGGAAAGUUUCUACGUUGAUGAUCUCUACUGUGUCGCGUGUGAUAAAAUGUUCAACAAUAAAAAAUCAUUUGAAAAUCACGAAUCUUCAAAAAAGCAUAAGCAAAAUAUAGAACUGCUCAGAGAACAAAUGCGAAAAGAGGAUAACGAUUUGACGGAGAAUCAGUCUUCGGCUUUGAAAGGUGAACCAACAGAUGAUAUGAGCGAAGAUGAAACGUUUGUUGAUUUGAAACCAAAGAAAGGUAAAAACAAGAAAAAACUAACUAAAAAGCAGCUAUCCUCUGACGAAGACGAUGCGAUACUAAAUGACAUUCCCGCCCCUGGCAAUGUCGCACAAAACGACAGCGAUAACGAUUGGACUGAUUCAAAGAGAAACAAGAAAGGAAGAGCUAAAAUGAAAGAUGGAAUACAAAACAAACCCAAAGUCAAUAACCCCACUAAAGAUGAUCCUGCAGAAGAUUUACUGAAGGAACAGCGUGAUGCAGGAAGUAGUAAACAGAAUGGGGAAUGUGAUUCUGUAGGGCACAAAUGUGCAACUUGCAAUGACAAGUUUAGCUCCAAGAAUAAACUAUUCAACCAUUUGAAACAGACUGGUCACAGUGUAUAUAUCGACAAAGCAAAGACUCAAAAGUCCGACGAAAAAACUAAAGGAGGAAAGAAGCGAAAAUAGUGGUUUUAGUUAGUAGAUUUAAACCUGUAAAUAACACUAGUUUAUACAUUUUUUUGGCUAAGAAUCACCAUCUCAAAAGGCACCUUUCUUUUCCAUGUAAUUUCACAAUAAACAAUGUUGAUCGUUUUGUGACCUUUCA